AUGUCCUAUGAGAUUGGUUUAAGCACGCCAACGGUGCCCAAUCGCGGCUUCACGCUAUGGAUCUGGUCGGUGGUGAUGGUCAUCCUGUCCGGCCUCUUUGUGGGCGGUCGGUUGGCCAUCCGUUACUAUAAUCGCCGUGUGGGAACGGACGACUGGACGAUUCUGGCGUCGCUGAUCUCGUCUGUGCUGCUCUCUCUAACCGAAUGUUCUGGUAAGGAUGGUAUCUCAUCAACCGAUCGAGUAUUCACUGACGGUCUAGCCGUGCAUUAUGGCUAUGGCAAACAUUCCAGGGACAUCGAACCGCAUGACCGGAUCAUCGCGCUGAAGUGGUUUUUUGCGGCCCAGGUCAUGUACAAAGUCGUCAUUACCAUCAACAAGAUCUCUUUCCUCUGCCUGUAUCUGCGCAUCUUCAUCCAGCCGGUCUUUCGCCGCAUUUGCUAUGGCGGAAUCGUCUUCCUGGUCGCCUGGGGUCUGGCAUAUAUCCUCGUCACCAUCUUCCAGUGCACGCCAAUAGCUUCGUUCUGGGAUAAGAGUAUCGUCCACAAGACCUGUGUCAACAGCAAGGCGCAGUGGCUGUCGUACGCGGUCAUCAAUAUACUCAGCGACGUGGCAAUCCUGACGCUGCCAAUCCACCCGGUCACCACGUUGCAUCUUCCACGAGCAAAGAAGAUGGCGGUCGUGGCAAUCUUUGGCAUGGGACUAUUCGUCUGCAUCACCAGUAUCGUACGCACCACUACCCUGGCCGGGUCCGCCGACAACAAAGACCCUACCAGCGGCCCAAUCCCGGCAACAAUCUGGAGUGUCAUCGAAGCCAACGUCGGCAUCAUCUGCGCCUGUCUCCCCGUGUUCCACCAGCCGCUACAAUUCUGCCUGCCGUGGCUUUUCGGCUCGCCGCGCUCGAACCCCCCGUCCGGGCGAACUCGCUCGCGCCCUAAAACCCAGAGGGACCGGAGUAACGGCUCGCUGCAGGAUCCCAAGGAUAUGUCUUGGCGCAAAUUGCAUGGUAGCGGGGGCAGUUACUCGAACAAUGUGUCGACCCGGGGGUACGAGCUGAACGACAUCGAGGAGACGAAGACCAGCCACGAGAUCCUGCGGGUGAUGGAUGUCGAGGUGUCCUAUCAGGAUGAUCGGAGGUCGGAUGCGUCCUCUCGGCCGUUCCGAAAGGGAGGGGGGUACUAA
This is a messenger RNA of Aspergillus clavatus NRRL 1, 1179 nucleotides long. RefSeq lists its product as uncharacterized. The transcript is spliced from 5 exons. Lineage: Eukaryota; Fungi; Ascomycota; Eurotiomycetes; Eurotiales; Aspergillaceae. The record is from RefSeq and is a predicted model, not a curated record. The coding region runs from base 1 to 1179 and encodes 392 amino acids.